Archocentrus centrarchus (flier cichlid) is the source of this 3022-nucleotide messenger RNA. Its product is annotated as ADP-ribosylation factor-like protein 4A. The transcript has 2 exons. The record is from RefSeq and is a predicted model, not a curated record. The coding region runs from base 216 to 821 and encodes 201 amino acids. NCBI's taxonomy places the organism in Eukaryota, Metazoa, Chordata, Actinopteri, Cichliformes, Cichlidae. Gene Ontology annotation, molecular function: GTP binding; GTPase activity.
CCUGGUGCCGCUGCGGAAUGGAGAGGAGUGCAAUGAGUUAGGUGUCUCUGCGUGUUUGAGGACGUUAGCUGAAUGGGGUGGGUUUACGCGGAACCUGAUAAUCCCGUCAGCUGUAAUGGGUUUCCAUUGUUUGUCAAGCCCCAGCUUCAAUUAUUUCACAAAGGGAUCAACCUUGGAAAUAUUUAGUGGCAACUUUUCCUGGUCUGUGAGCCAAGAUGGGAAACGGACUAUCUGAUCAUCGCUCUCUGCUCCCCUGCCUCCCCUCCUUUCAGGCUCUUCACAUUGUCAUUCUAGGACUGGACUAUGCUGGCAAGACCACUGUACUGUAUCGGCUGCGUUUCAAUGAGUUUGUGAACACUGUCCCUACCAAAGGAUUUAACACGGAGAAGGUCAAAGUGUCACUUGAAGGCAGCCGGCGGACUGCGUCCUUCCACUUCUGGGAUGUAGGUGGUCAGGAGAAACUGCGGCCUCUGUGGCGCUCAUACACGCGCUGCACUGAUGGCAUUGUGUUUGUGGUGGACUCGGUGGAUGCCGAGCGCAUCGAGGAAGCCAAGGCAGAGUUGCACAAAAUCACGCGGCUGGCAGAAAACCAGGGCGUGCCGGUCCUAGUGGUGGCUAACAAACAAGACCUGCGGAAUUCUCUUAGUUUAGCUGAGAUGGAGAGCAUGUUGGCUCUAGGUGAGCUCAGCACUGCUACAACCUGGCAUCUCCAACCUGCUUGUGCUAUUAUCGGUGAAGGGCUGCAGGAGGGACUGGAGAAGCUGCAUGCCAUGAUCAUGAAGAGAAGAAAGAUGUUGAGGCAGCAGAAGAAAAAGAGAUGACAUGCCGGUAGUGGGAACUACAAAGUGGGAGCUGGAUCUAAAGCUACAUGAGAACUUUUGUGAGCUGCGUGCAGUCUGCUGGUUUAUUGUGUUUGGCUUGAACAAGAAACAGUGAAACCUGUCGGCUGCUCUUUUUGUAGUGUGCCUGGCCUGAGUUUGUUCCUGCUUGAGGUCAGACAGUGGCUGGCUCACACUGAAGGCAGUGGAAUGGAUGUUUGGAUGCAAACAGUCAUUCUAAAGGUAGUACAGCAUUGUGUCACGCAGCAGCAAUCCAUGAUGUUUAGGCCAAACUCUUAAAGAAGGACAGUAAGCUUUUAUUUGUCAUAUUUAUUUGUUGAAAUAUGUCCUGUACUUAUUCAGAAACAAUCAGUCUUUAUAUGUGUAUUCCACCAAAGCUGCAAAGGUUUAUAUGAAGUUUAUAAUGACUCAUUGAGUACAGGAUGGAUAAAUCACUGUACAGAAUCACUCGUCAGUUGAAAUGGAAACAGUUUUUCGAGGGUGUGUCUACCUUCCUGUGCUCACAUAUUGAUGACACAACAAGGCAGGAGUACAGCUACAUUAAUGCCAGAAAUGAUUUUCAGCUACCGUUUAAAAAUACUCGUAACUGGUUUCUUCACUUGGCAGUAAUGUCAAAAGACCAGAAUAUGACUCACCAGUUGUUUUUCUUAGCACGCGGCUGGUAGUUUCAAGUUACCCAUUCAGGGAUUUUGUUGCAUUUAAAAAUUCAAUCAAGUAUACCAAAAAAAAAAAAAAAGGGGGCUUUAUAUAUUGUCUGAAAUUAGCUUAUAUAACAAAAUUUUGCCAAUAACUGACAACCAGCUUCAGUGCUCAAAUGUUAAACGCUAAGAAGUGUAACUAGUACAUUAUCCUAAAUGCCAUUUUUGGAGCUUCAGAGCCCCAGUGUGAAUAAUCUAUAAGUAUUUGGCAACAGAGAAAUGUCAGGCACAGUUGGAGUGAUAUGACAAUCAGUCAGCGUUGUACUUUUUGAUAUGCAAGUCUCAUCUACACUGCUGCUAAGACGUUUGUUUUCAAGUCACUGGGCACACUUGUUGAUAUCUUAAGAUUUCUGGGAUCUUGUCUUAUUUUUUUAGUUUUUCCAGACCACACUGUAUCCACACACUUGACGUUACUGAUCACUUGCACAGUUGUAACGUCUUCGUCCUGUGGUUACUGUCCCAAUGUCAGUGCUGCUAAUAUUAGCUAAAAACUGUGAUGUUAAAUGUUCAUAACUGAGAAUGAUUUUUUUUUGUGGUAAGGCAUUAAUGAUAAUUUUUUUUAAAUAAGAAUAAUGUUUUAAAAAUGUUCCCCAAUACUGAUUUGGUCAUUGAUUACAAUGAGUGGAAGCUUCAAAGCUUUUGAGUGGACUCCUUUAACUUGUAAGCUAAGUUUGUUUUGGGGAUAAAAAUUUGGGCCAGUUUCAGAUAGUACUGAGGCUGAUUACUUAUAUGUUUAUGUUUCUGGACUGCUGAGAGGGAUAUUAAAACUGCUCUUGUUUUGUUAUCCUGUAAAACUAACCAGUGAUCCUACUAGCAAGCUAAAACUAGUCCUAAUAACAUUAGGAUACAUUGUAGCUGUUGCUGACAGUUAUUUGGCUACAAUGCUUGGUGGUUAACUAGCCAUAUCUAUCAAUUUAAUUAAACUGAAGUAUUUAUAGUCAUUUGUGAGCCAGAGAUUUGGUUGGACUCAUUUCUCUCUCACUGUGUGUUAUUCGGUUUUUAGCACAAGUUUUGCACUAUUAACAAUGAAAAGAAUUCAGCAGUUGACCUCAUAGUAUUAACACAGGAGCAUAUUAAAGGAAGUGGUUGCUCCACAAAGCUAAUCACAAGUUUAAAAAAAAAAAAGUUAUGAAGAAGUCUAUUAUAAAACUGGCGAUUUUGACUACUGUCCAGGUUGUCUCCAUAUGGUUGUAGAAGGUGGAAAUUAAAUCACACAUAACUGAAUCACCACCAUGGCUCUCUUUAGCUCUAUUAUGUAAUCUUGUUGAUUGAUUGAUUGAUUGGCUCAGCGAGAACGUUCCACAUCUGCCACAUCAGAGUCUGAUUGCACUUUAGUUCCAUUUCCUGUAAGGAUUCUGAAACUGAAAUAAGUGAAGUAUUGCUUUAAAAUAAUCAUUUUAAAUAUAUAUAAAAUGAUUUAUGUUGCUGUUUCCAGAUUUCACCUUUCCUGCUCUCACUGGUAGAGUAUUCAUACUUAUGUGUUUG